Molecule: messenger RNA, 687 nt
Organism: Aphanomyces invadans
Lineage: Eukaryota; Oomycota; Saprolegniomycetes; Saprolegniales; Verrucalvaceae
Exons: 2
Coding region: 1-687 (228 amino acids)
Source: RefSeq, a predicted model, not a curated record
AUGGACAUCGAUUGCAAAAUGAUCCACCAGUACUUCAUUCCACAAUUCAUCGGAAACACAGCACGUCCUGCACACACCUAUCGCCCCUACAUGCCUCAUCGUUCACCGCGGGGAAGCGCUGAUGCUCCUGUCGCCGUCCGGGACCUCGCGGAAUUGCGCAAACACCUGAGCUUCGCCCAUCGCCGCACGACAUACGAAACGCUGCUUAGCGUCGCCGUUGACGGUGUGCUGCCACGUGGUGCUCUCACCGAGCUUGCACAGAAGUUUCGCUGCCAUCCGCGAACGAUAACACGUCUGUGGACGCAAGCGCGUCUCUCGGUCCGCGACGGCUACCGUGCCGCCGAUGUUGCCACAAGAACUAAAGGGAAUUCUGGACGCCACGCGCUACGAACAAGCGACGAAAUUGAAGCUGCCAUAGGAAACGUGCCACAAAUGCAACUGCAGGCCUUGCCCUCUCUGUCGGCUGCGUGUGGAAUCCCUAUGACGACGAUCUUUCGCCACAUGAAGAAGAAUUCUCGCUUCAAGGCGGUGUCCAACCACGUCAAGCCCCAUCUCACCCUUGCGAACGUCGAAGAGCGGCUCAAGUUCGCCAUGUCCUUCGUUCGGUCUUUGCAAAGCAAAGUGGACGCCAUCUUUUCGACGACAUGCACGACUAUGUGCCUGUUGACGAAAAGUGGUUCUACGUGA